AUGGCCAGCUCUCGAUUUCCAGCAGCAACUGGAAAGGGGAUAAACAUCCUGACAGUAUAUAUUCAGACACAUACAGUCAGCAUCAUGAAGCUCUGGACACCUCAACUCGUGACAUUCCUCUGUAUGGAGCUACUGUCUGUGCUGGGAGUGAUGAAGGAAAAAUACAGCUGGGAUGAAAUGUUCAUUGAGGAGUGCUGGGGAGAGCCAAGUGUCAUUGAAUGUACCAAGAAGUGCUCUAGAGCCCUUAAAUGUACAAACAAAAAUUACACAUGCUGCUGGACCUAUUGUGGAAACAUCUGUUGGAAAAAUAAAGAAAUCUUUGCAUGA
This is a messenger RNA of Neomonachus schauinslandi (Hawaiian monk seal), 327 nucleotides long. RefSeq names its product WAP four-disulfide core domain 11 (gene WFDC11). Bases 1 to 327 code for a protein of 108 amino acids. The transcript is spliced from 4 exons. Lineage: Eukaryota; Metazoa; Chordata; Mammalia; Carnivora; Phocidae. The record is from RefSeq and is a predicted model, not a curated record.